Molecule: messenger RNA, 746 nt
Organism: Lycium ferocissimum
Lineage: Eukaryota; Viridiplantae; Streptophyta; Magnoliopsida; Solanales; Solanaceae
Exons: 2
Coding region: 164-487 (107 amino acids)
Source: RefSeq, a predicted model, not a curated record
AAACCAUAUUUCAAUAAUCAGAACCACCACCCAGGAGGGGGAAACAACUUCAGGUCAUAUGCAAACAAUGUAGCUACAACAGGUGGUCAUGGACAAGGAAAUUACCUUACAGAUGAGGAACAUGCUCAGGUGAAGCAACUGCUGCACAAUUCAAGGGAAGGAAAUGAAUGCAUGGCAGCUCUGGCAGGGCCUUUACAAUGGCAAGGUGAUGGGGAUUGGUAGAGCAGCUAAUGGUCUAUAUCUGUUGAAGGAUGCAGUUCAAGUAAUUGUUGGUGCAGCUAUAAAGAAUGUAGAUUCAAUUGACCUAUGGCAUCUAAGACUUGGUCAUCCAUCAGAGAGGGCAAUGCAACAUAUUCAUUCAAUAAGGAGUCAUGUAAAUUUUGGUACUCCACAUUACUGUCAGAUAUGUCCUUUAGCUAAGCAAACUAGACUGCAGUUCCCUAAUAGCAUAACUUCAUGCAUCAUGUUUUCCAAUUGCUCCAUCUAGAUGUAUGGGGUCCAUAUAGGACACAGACUUAUGAUAAGAAACAGUAUUUUGUUACAAUUGUGGAUGACUAUAGCAGAUACACCUGGAUCUGUUUGAUUCAAUAUAAAACAGAAGUGUUGGCUGUGCUGAAAAAUUUCCUUGUUAUGAUUCAUACACAGUUUAGUGCUAAGGUUCAAACUAUGAGGACUGAUAAUGGAACUGAAUUUCUUAACUCUCAAUGCAAAGACUUGUUCACUUCUCUUGGUAUCAUUCAUCAAAG